CCCUUGGUCCUCCUUGGACGAAGAGGCCAAAAUGUCGGCUCAGAAGAUUGUAGAGGACCUGAUCAAGAGCACUACGGUUGCCGUGUUCAGCAAGAGCUACUGCCCUUGUGAGUCGCCCUUCAGAGAAUGUGUGAUGGAAAGAGGGAAAACGGGAGACGCAUGUUUCUGAGGAGAAGGGCGCAAAGUUAUGGACAGUCUCGCACGUCAUACAGCCGUAGGAGAAGCAAGACCUCGGCACUGCUUCACCAGAUCACCUUUCACGUGCAGCAUACUGACCUCCCUGCAUUGGCAUCUCGCGCAUUCACAGACUGCUCCCGCGUCAAGUCCGCUCUUCCCUCUCUGGGCGCUCAGUUCAAAGUGCUGGAGCUGGACCAAGAAUCUUCGGGAUCGGAGUACCAGUCCUACCUGGCCGAAAAGACGGGUCAGAGGACCGUUCCCAACGUGUUCGUCAACGGCAAACACGUGGGAGGUUGCGAUGACUUUUUCAAGGCUCAGAGCUCGGGAGAGCUGAGCAAGUUGAUUGGUGCUUGAUGCGGAUACGAUGCCUCGACCUGGAGCAGGAACAGGCAGGCGAAGGCCUGUUCUAGCAGCAUCAGGUUGAAGAGCGGUGGUGUGCAAGAAGACUGGAGAUCGUUCUCAAGACGUCAAUGGAUCAGCAUCAUCCGCAACGUCCUGGCCACUUUUCUGCUGUCCAACCACUCCUGUCGUGCUCCCUCUGCUCUACCACAUCUGCGCCCUCUCGAUCUGCAUUGAAUCGAACAUAACCGCUCCAUGUUCUGUUGCUUCAUCAUAGGUGCCCGCUGGUUAGUCUUAGCCUUUUCGUCUCUGGCAACAUUUGCACUUCUUGCAUGUUCGCUUGUGUCACGCAAAUGAACAGCUCAAAGAUGGCGCAGGCGAGGCGUUUGCGCUAGGGAAAUGGAUGACAUUCCUUGCCUUUCUUGCGCCCAAUGGCGCGAUGCAAGGUGAGACUUCGCGUUUGCAAGGGAGAACAGGGAGCGGAAUCGAUU
Molecule: messenger RNA, 1007 nt
Organism: Ceraceosorus guamensis
Lineage: Eukaryota; Fungi; Basidiomycota; Exobasidiomycetes; Ceraceosorales; Ceraceosoraceae
Product: glutaredoxin-domain-containing protein
Exons: 1
Coding region: 127-531 (134 amino acids)
Biological process (GO): cellular response to oxidative stress
Cellular component (GO): cytoplasm
Molecular function (GO): glutathione disulfide oxidoreductase activity
Source: RefSeq, a predicted model, not a curated record